AUGCCCAAGACCGAGAAGGGGAAGCCAAAGCAUGACGAUAUGACGGAGGACGUGGUACCUGAAAAGCUGAGCCGUCGCACGUUGGCACUUGCGAAGCAGCAGCAAGCAGAGGAGGAAGAUCAGCACAAGGAGAUAUCAACAGUAUCCAGGAAGCAGGAGCAGGAUAGCAGUGAUGAGUCUGCGGAUGAAAACGAUGAGGAUAUGGAUGAUUACGAUAGCCAGGAUCUUGUGCGUUUCAAUGGUGAUUAUGUGGAGGAUGUCGAAAUCUGUGAGGAAGAUGAAGAAGCACUUGCUAAUUUUAUGAUGGGUGCUCCUGAUCGCCGCAAUUUAGCAGAUAUUAUAAUGAAUAAAAUUUUUGAAAAAGAAGCUCGUGAGCGUGGAGAUGAUCAGGCACCGCAAAACAGUAAGUUUGAUCCAAAAAUCGUAGAAGUGUACACGGGAGUAGGGAGAAUUCUGCAGCGGUACACGUCUGGAAAGUUGCCAAAAGCUUUUAAGGUGAUUCCAAGCCUGAGCUACUGGGAAGACAUUCUAUGGCUUACGAGUCCCGAGAAGUGGUCGCCGCACGCUAUGCGUGCAGCUACGCGAUUGUUCGCGUCAAAUUUGAACCCGAAAAUGGCUCAGCGCUUUUACAACAUCUUUUUGCUAGAGCACGUUCGACAGGACAUUCACGAUAACAAGCGCUUAAACUUUCAUUUGUACAUGGCUUUAAAAAAGGCACUGUACAAACCACAGGCAUUUUUUAAGGGUAUAAUUAUUCCACUCUGUGAGUCUAAAAACUGUAGUCAGCGGGAAGCUGCGAUCAUUGGCAGUGUGCUUUCCAAAGUUUCGGUGCCUGUGAUCCACUCUGCCGCGACAUUGAUGAAGUUAUCAAGCAUGGAGUAUUCGGGUGGUAAUAGCAUGUUCAUCCGGGUGCUACUAAACAAAAAGUAUAGUUUACCCACGCGCGUGGUGUCUGAACUGAGUCAGCACUUUUUGCGCUUUACGUCGGACACGCGCAAACUUCCAGUUUUAUGGCACCAAUCUCUCUUAGUAUUUGCGCAGCGUUACAAGAACGAUAUUCCUAAGCAAUACAAGGAGGCUAUGAAGCCAUUACUGAAGCAGCAUUUUCACCACCAGAUCACACCGGAGAUUCGUCGCGAAAUCUUUAACGAGUAG
Messenger RNA from Plasmopara halstedii, 1155 nucleotides. Its product is annotated as bystin. Gene Ontology annotation, molecular function: snoRNA binding. Gene Ontology annotation, biological process: rRNA processing. Lineage: Eukaryota; Oomycota; Peronosporomycetes; Peronosporales; Peronosporaceae. Gene Ontology annotation, cellular component: preribosome, small subunit precursor; nucleolus; cytoplasm. The record is from RefSeq and is a predicted model, not a curated record. The coding region runs from base 1 to 1155 and encodes 384 amino acids. The transcript has 2 exons.